AUGAAUAAAGAUACGUGUAAAGAUUCAAAAAAAAUUGAAAAAUAUCGUAGUAAUCCUUUUACGAAUUCAAAAGAAGAUUAUUACAAUGAAAUAAUUCAGAAGAUAAUUUGUUCUAUAUUAGUUAGUAAAAAUAUCAAAAAAAUAAAUUGUUUAGUUUUUGAUCUACUAUUUGAUUUUUUUAUGAAAAUAAUUAAAACUAUAGGAAUAAAUUGUAGAAAUUUUUCUUUUUUAAGAGGAAGUGUGGUAGUUAAUUAUAUUGAUAUAAAAUGUUGUUUAAAGUUAGCUUUUAGCAAUAUAUAUAAUGAAAUAUAUACUUUAAAAAAGUAUAAUAUGUUUAACAAUUUUAUAUUUGAUAUAGUGGAUAAUGUGAAAAAAUAUAAUUAUAUUAAUGUUGUUCAAAAUUCUUAUUUAUAUUAUAAACAUUUAUGUAUGAAAAAAAACGAAAAAUCUGAUUUUUUAAAUGAAUUCAAUAAUAUGAAUUAUUUAAAUACAAAAAAUUACUUAACCCUAGAUUGUUCGUCAACAAAUGAAAAUGUUAAUGUUUUAUUUUUAAAUGAAAAUAUAGAUAUUGAAAAAUAUAAGGAAAUUAUGAAAUUAAAAAAAAAAUAUAUGCAUGAUCAUAUGCCAAUUAUACCAUUAUCUAUGAAUAUAAAAGAAAAAAAAACUGGAUAUAUUCAAAAAAUAGAAUCAUGUGAUGAUUUUUCUUCAUCCAAUUUAUCAUCUGAAUCAUCUUCCUCCUCUUCAUCAUAUGAAUCUAGUAAGGAAUCAAAAAAUUCAGAUUAUUUUGAUGAACAUGAGGAAUACACAAAUGAAGAUAUCUCGAAAGAAAAAAUUGAAAUAUUGAAUUUAUUACCAAAAUUAAAGGAAAUAUAUAUACAAAAUAAGAAAAAAACAAAAGAUUUGAAAAAUUCAGAAACAUUUUUAUUUAACUCUAUAAAUACUUUUGAAACAUUUGAAUAG
Plasmodium gallinaceum is the source of this 960-nucleotide messenger RNA. RefSeq names its product conserved Plasmodium protein, unknown function. Bases 1 to 960 code for a protein of 319 amino acids. The transcript has a single exon. The record is from RefSeq and is a predicted model, not a curated record. Lineage: Eukaryota; Apicomplexa; Aconoidasida; Haemosporida; Plasmodiidae.